Camelus dromedarius (Arabian camel) is the source of this 2956-nucleotide messenger RNA. RefSeq names its product spermatogenesis associated serine rich 2 (gene SPATS2). NCBI's taxonomy places the organism in Eukaryota, Metazoa, Chordata, Mammalia, Artiodactyla, Camelidae. The coding region runs from base 435 to 2072 and encodes 545 amino acids. Gene Ontology annotation, cellular component: cytoplasm. The record is from RefSeq and is a predicted model, not a curated record. Gene Ontology annotation, molecular function: protein binding. The transcript is spliced from 13 exons.
UUUUAGGAGACACAUCUUUCAUUGCAGUUAAUAUCAACCAGUGUUUAUCAACCAGUGGUUGUCAAUAAAUGCCAGACAUUCUUCUAAGUGCUACAUCUGUAUGAACUCACUUAUAUCAUACAACAGCCCUGUGGGGAAGAUGCUAGCAUUAUUUGCAUUUUACAGAUGAAGAAGCAGAGACACAGAGAAGAAUCUCCCUGGAAAAAGAGACAUGAAUGUCUGCAGUGAUAUUUCCUGACAAGAAGUUGAUACAAGAGAAGGAAAAGAGAUCGACAGCUAGUGAGCAGAAUUUCAAAUAACCAGGAUUUUACAUUUAUCACCUCCAACUGCAGACUUCUGUUGCCUACUUUUAAAUCAGAGAUAACUACAAUCAGAACCCAAACAAGGCGGAGAUACUUUUCUUCUGUAUUCUCUGGGAUUAAAGAAACUGUGAAAUGUCUAGGAAACAGAACCAGAAGGAUUCAUCAGGAUUCAUUUUUGAUUUGCAGUCUAAUACUGUACUGGCCCAGGGAGGAGCUUUUGAGAACAUGAAAGAGAAGAUAAAUGCAGUGCGUGCAAUAGUCCCCAAUAAGAGCAACAAUGAAAUUAUCCUGGUUUUGCAGCACUUUGAUAAUUGUGUGGACAAAACAGUACAAGCAUUCAUGGAAGGUAGUGCCAGUGAAGUACUCAAAGAAUGGACAGUUACAGGCAAGAAAAAGAACAAAAAGAAGAAGAACAAACCAAAACCUGCAGCAGAAGCAAGUAACAGUAUCCCAGAUUCCAAUAAAUCAGUUUCUGUUCAAGAGGAGCAGUCUGCACCUUCCUCAGAGAAAGGAGGUAUUAAUGGUUACCAUAACGGUGCCAUCAAUGAUACUGAGUCUGUGGAGUCAUUCAGUGAAGGUAUGGAGACACUUUCAAUAGAUGCCAGAGAAUUGGAGGAUCCUGAGUCUGCUACACCAGAUCUGCUGGAUAGAACAGGAUCCAUGCUGGAGAAUGGUGUCUCUGAUUUUGAGUCCAAGUCUUCAACUAUGCACUCUACUCAGAAUUCUCAACAAAAUAGGAAUGCUGCCAAAUCUCUCUCAAGAUUUACCACAGGACCUCAGUUUUCAAAUCUGGGCAAGGAAGAUGUCCCACUCUCUUCCACCAACAAAAAGCUAGGUUCCAACAUUGAAAAAUCUGUGAAAGACCUCCAGCGCUGCACGGUGUCUCUUGCACGGUAUCGAGUUGUAGUUAAAGAAGAGAUGGAUGCUUCCAUUAAGAAAAUGAAACAAGCUUUUGCUGAAUUACAGAGCUGUUUAAUGGAUCGAGAAGUGGCAUUACUUGCUGAAAUGGACAAAGUGAAAGCUGAAGCCAUGGAAAUUUUGCUCAGCCGUCAAAAGAAAGCCGAACUUCUAAAGAAGAUGACUGACGUGGCUGUUCGAAUGUCAGAGGAGCAGUUGGUUGAGCUCAGAGCAGAUAUCAAGCACUUUGUUAGUGAACGUAAAUAUGACGAGGAUCUGGGACGAGUAGCCCGGUUCACCUGUGAUGUAGAGACCCUCAAGAAGAACAUUGAUUCGUUCGGACAAGUGUCACAUCCAAAGAACAGCUAUUCAACCAGAUCUCGAUGUAGCUCAGUUACAUCAGUGUCUUUGAGUAGCCCAUGUGAUGCCUCUGCUGCUUCCUCUUCCACUUGUGCCUCUGCUCCCAGCCUUACAAGUGCUAACAAGAAAAACCCGGCACCAAGAGAGGCUCCUGCAGCCACAGCAAACUCCAGUGGCCGGACCUACCAGCCUCAUCGAGAGGUAUUGCCAGGAAACAGACGAGGAGGACAAAGCUACAGGUCACAAGGCCAAAAGUCCAGUGACCCCAUGAACCAAGGGCAACAUGACAGUGUGGGUCGUUACAGAAACAGCUCAUGGUAUUCAUCUGGUUCCAGGUACCAGAGCGCUCCAUCCCAGGCACCAGGAAACACUAGUGAACAGGGCCAGGCUCAUCCUGCAGGGACCAGUGGAACUGGAGCCAGCAUGGAGCCCAGCCCACCCAAGCCCUCAUUCAAAAGGGGGCUCCCCCAGCGCAAACCCAGGACCUCUCAGCCUGAAGCCGGGAACUCUUGAGGGAAAUUGCACUUGACCUCUCUUCUGUCCCACACAGUUCAACUUGGUAACUGGACUUUAGGAAACUUAUAGUUAGACUUAAUAACGAAAAGAAGUUUACGCAUAUCACUUUUUAUGCCAUUCUAAAUACUUUGAUUUCUUCUUUCCUCGUUUCCUCUUUACCAUUUUUGGAGGGGAAACUGUGUUUUCCCUUCACCUUUCCCAGUGAUAUGGAUUGAUUCUGACUAGUCAUUUCCACCAGGAGUCAGUGUAAGCAGUGUUCUUCCCAGUGCUCCCGGCCUUUCAGGUGCCUGAAGAGGCCUUCCUCGGCAGCCCCUACUGUUCAGGCUUCUGGGGGGAGAUGGAUCAGAACUGGUCCUGCUGCCUUUCCAGGCUAAGCAGAAACCACAUGGGCCUGUCAGAUUCCCUGUGAACAGAGUGUGACCAGUGAGGGGAUGGUGAACUGCACUGAAUUAGCCAGAGAAGAGGAAAUUUAAUUAGUGAAAAGUAAAGAACACUAGGAAACAUUUGAGAAUCUGCCUCUGCUCGCAGAACGUGCCUGAGAUUGACGCUCAGAUCAGGGUUCAGUCUCUUGCUUAGCACCAUAGCUUAACCUGCAGUUUCUUCCAAAUGCCCAAAGCCUUGUUUCCUAUUACCUUAGACUGCAACCCAGUCUAGGGAAGUCUAUGGGAAAGUAGCAUUUAACUAAAGGAAAAAAAGUAUUUCUUUGUUUCAAUGUUUGAAGAUUUUUGUUGCUAUUGUUCUCUCUUUCCUGAUUUCCUGUUCUGACCCUGAACCAAAUUUACAGCAAUAUAAUUAGUGUUAAUCUAAGGUGUUACCCAUCAAAAAAUUGCCGCAGUCAAUCUUUAGAGUUGAAUAAAUAAAAACAAUUGCAUAAAUGUUCC